AUGGCCGACGCCGUCGACCACGCGCGCGCGCUCACGUCGCACCUGCGCACGAGCCUCUCGCUCCUCAAGCGCGACGUCGCCACGUCCCUCUCGCUCUGCGGCCGCGACUUUGGCCGCCUCGGCGCAGAGCUCGUGGCCGCGCUCGACCGCACGCACGCGCGCGAACGCGCAACGACCGACGCGCUCGCGCACGAGCGGUCGGCGCGCGGCCUCCUCGAGACGCAACUGCACGAGCGGCAGCGGACCGUCCGCGUCCUGUGCCGCGUGCGGCCGCCCGACCCGAGCGCUCGGGUCGACCGGCAGCCGACGUGCGUCCACGUCGCGUCGGCCCACGAGCUGAGCGUCGGCGACGGCGCGACGGCGUCCAAGAGCUUUUUCUUCUCGCGCGUGUUCCACGCCCAGCAGUCGCAGGCGGCGGUGUUUCAGGAGGUGGCGCCGCUCGUGCAGUCGGCGCUCGCGGGGCAUUACGCGUGCGUGUUGGCGUACGGGCAGACGGGCGCGGGCAAGACGCACACGAUGGAGGGCCGGGCCGCGGACGGCGGACUGUACGACCGCGCGUCGGCGCUCAUUUGGGCGACGCGGCAGCAGCAGAAGCACGUCUACGCCUUUGACGUGCGGCUGCAGCGGGUGGAAGUGUACAAUGAAGAGAUUUACGACCUGCUCGUGCGGUCGGACGCGGACGGCCGUGAUGGUCGUGCAAUUUGUACGACGAGUGAGGCGACGGCUGCUACUUGUACGACGAGUAGUAGUGGUAGCGCUGCGACGACUUGUACGACGGGUGGGGGCGACCGACUGUCGCCUGGUGGCGCUCCUGCGGUGUCGUCGGCAGUGGAGAUUCGACACGGCGGGAAUGGCGUCUACUUGAAGAAUGUCGAGACGAUUGCCGUGUCGAGUGGCGAGGAGUUUCGGGACGUGAUUGCUCGGAGCACGAGCAGUCGCACUGCAGCGUUGAACGACCGCAGCCAUCGGUCGCACACUGUGUUGACGAUUGAGAUCCGGCGGACGAGCAAAGCCAGUGGCGAGACGGACGUCGGCCGACUGGUGCUGGUGGAUCUGGCGGGCUCGGAGAGGCUGUUGAAGACAGCAGCGAUGUGUGCGCUGACUGUGCGGGAAGCGCAGCACAUCAACAAGUCGCUGUCGGCCGUCGGUGACGUGUUGUCAGCGUUACUGGCAAAGGAGAAGCACGUGCCGUUUCGCAACUCGAAGCUCACGCAUUUGCUGCAGGAUUCGCUGAGCGGUAGUGCCAACCGCACGCUUUUGCUCGUGCACGUGCGUCCGCAGAGCGAAGACGUGAACGAGACGAUCAACUCGCUCAAGUUUGCAUCGCGCGUGAGUCACAUUCAGAUGGGAAAGUCGCAACGCACGGAGCGUGCUGAGAUUGCUCGGCUGAAUGGCGUGGUUGCCAAUCAAGUGUCCCAGAUUCAGACCCUUCAAGAAAAACUCAAUGCCGAGCUGGAGCUGCGAAAGAAGUACGAAAAGCGACUGGCAGAGUACCGCCAUGAGGAACAUCGCCGCAGAUCGAAGGGUGAUGAGGCGAGGAGGAUUUUACAGCAGAUGAGGACGCCGUCCCCACCCGAGCUACCACCCCCCGUGUCUGCGCGAAGGUGGAGUUUAUACACUCGAAAAGUGAAUGCGCAGGGACUCAAUGGAAUUGAGAACAUAGCGGAAAACAUUUUGCGUGGCAAUGAGUCCUCGCCGGAAAAUGCAGAGAUGAGGGCGACAGGCAGCGGCAAGCCGAGUGGCAUCUCUCCUCCGACGAAUUUUUCGCGGCGGCUGAGUUUAUCAGCCCUGGACCAAGCAGUGAAGGCUCCUGCAAGAAGUGUGAAAAGAAAGAGGCCGUCAACGUCCGAGAAUGUCCGCAGUAUCUUGAAGAAGCAGUGUGGGAACAACGACAACGUCGAUAGCCCCACGACGGAGUACACGAGCGGUGACGGUAGCACCAUGACGUCAAAGCAAGUAUCAUUUGAUUUGUCCGGAGUAGUCAUCGGAUCGUCGUCUUCUGCGUUGCCUUCCCGUGAACUCACCACGUCAAACACGCGUCGGGGAUCUAUCGGAGGAGCCGUGCGUGUGCUUGCUGCGAACCCAUCCGUGACGGCAACAGUAGUAACCCCAAAGGUGGCAUCAACCCCUGCGAAGCGCGUCAAGGCAAAAUCGAUCGGGUGGCGGUAA
Molecule: messenger RNA, 2169 nt
Organism: Hyaloperonospora brassicae
Lineage: Eukaryota; Oomycota; Peronosporomycetes; Peronosporales; Peronosporaceae
Source: the annotation of a GenBank genome assembly